This is a messenger RNA of Solea senegalensis (Senegalese sole), 4136 nucleotides long. It is a transcript of the gene tmem117, whose product is annotated as transmembrane protein 117. Bases 467 to 2029 code for a protein of 520 amino acids. The transcript has 8 exons. Gene Ontology annotation, biological process: intrinsic apoptotic signaling pathway in response to endoplasmic reticulum stress. The record is from RefSeq and is a predicted model, not a curated record. Lineage: Eukaryota; Metazoa; Chordata; Actinopteri; Pleuronectiformes; Soleidae.
UACCUGGCGCUCGUGGUCAAUAAUAAACGUGUUUUCACUGAUGCUGUGUGUGUACUGUAUGGACCCAGAAACUGUCCCUCCAUCUUCUGCGACCACAACAGGGUCCCACCACCACCACCACCAUCAUCCUCAUCAUCACCCCAGAAACUGCACAUCCCGCCUGUCGUGAACCAGCUGAGGAAGCAGCACCGCCCGGCUGAGCUGCAGCUGUCCGCCCGGCGCAUGGAAGCUCCAGGACAAUGGCAGAGGAUGUGGGGAUCCCUCUGUCGUGUACCAACAACAGGUCGCGUGGCUAAUCCCCUCCACUUCUCCCCCGUGUCAUCUCAUGUUUUGGAUGAUUAGAGCGCCGCUGUCGGCCUGAUGUGGCAAGAGAACCGUGCGGGGCUUCUCGUCCUGGCUGUCGUCUGAGGAGGAUAACGGCGUGGAGCAGGAGGAGCAGGUGUAGUGUAGCUGGGGGCUCAGCAGGAUGGAAAUAGAUUCUCGUUUUCGUUACUACUUUCAGCACCCGUGGUCGCGUCUUAUCGUGGCCUACCUCGUCACCUUCUUCAACUUCCUCAUCUUUGCCGAGGAUCCCGUCUCUCACAGUCAGACGGAGGCCCAUAUGAUUGUGGUGGGCAACUGCUUCUCUCUGCUGUUUAACAAGUAUCCGGGCCUCAAAUGGAACAUCCUGAAAGUAAUAUGCUGGAUCCUGGCCAUCAUCACCGGCAUGUUAGCCGGGAAGUUUAUAUUCCAUCGUCAGCUCUUUGGUCGAUACCUGCGCCUGAAAAUGUUCCGCGAGGAUCAUGGCUCCUGGAUGACCAUGUUCUUCAGCACCAUCAUCUUCCUCUUCAUGUUCUCACACAUCUACAACCUUUUUCUGCUGAUGGCCGGGAGCAUGGGGCCUCAUAUGGUGACAGAGUACAUGGUCAUCAGGAAUGAGAGUUUUAUGAAGAUCGCAGCAGUGGGUACAUGGAUGGGAGACUUUGUCACUGCUUGGAUGGUGACAGAUAUGAUGCUCCAGGAUGAGCACUAUCCAGACUGGGGCAAAGCUGCCAGAAGAUUCUGGAAACAAGGAAAACGCAGGAUCUUUCUCUUCUGGUCAGUGCUAAUCUUUCUGACGUCACUGGUGCUUUUGGUCCUCAGUACCGACUGGAUCAGCUGGGACAACCUGAACCGUGGUUUCCUGCCCAGCGAUGAGGUCUCCAGAGCCUUUCUGGCCUCUUUUAUCUUGGUCUUCGACCUUCUCAUUGUCAUGCAGGACUGGGAGUUUCCUCACUUCAUGGGUGAUCUAGAUAUGAAUUUACCAGGGAUGUCAACAACACAUGUGAAGGUCAAGCUCCCUGUCUGCAAGGGAAUCUUCAAAGACGAGUACCACAUUCAUAUCACAGGUAAGUGGUUCAACUACGGCAUCAUCUUCCUCGUGCUGAUUUUGGAUCUCAACAUGUGGAAGAACCAGAUCUUCUACAAACCCUAUGAAUACGGCCAGUAUGUUGGGCCCGGUGAGAAGAUCUACAUCGUGGAGGAACCGGAGACACUCAGCGAAUUCAACCGCAGCACGCUCACCUACGAGUGGCGCUCCACCAACAUCAAUCCCGUCACCAACCUGAGCUACGUGGAGCAGGACGUGUUCCUCCACAGCCGUUACACUGGAGCCAGCAUGGACAUCAAGUGCCUGGCGUUCAUCCCGAGUCUGGGGGCUUUUGUCCUUUUCGGGUUCUUCGUCUGGCUGUUUGGGCGCUUUCAGGAUAGCGAGUCGUUCACAGAAAAUCCAGACAAAACAUAUGAAAGAAUAAAAAGGAAGUCGCCCUCAGAGUACAGUAAGGAGAUGGGCGCGUCACCGGAGGAAACGCACGUGUCGAUGAGCGAGACCCUGAAGCAAACGGGAACGCCCAUGCUCCUGUCAGUGGACGGGCCACAUUUCAGAGCAUCUCCCUCCUCAAACUCCACUUAUUCCAUGGAAACCCAAGAGACACAUCCGAGCAUUGUGAUCGACAACGCAGAGCAGGAGGAACCAGCAGUCUCUUUUGAUGUCCACAAACCCUCUCCGUGACCUUAAGAUCUCAUGAGACUUUGAACUGUAAGACUGCAGACAGCCACGCAGGAGAUCGAUACGCUUUUCUCCGGAUAAGACCAAACUGUUGCAGGAAGACGUUCGAUCCAGCGCGUUAUGAGAUUCAAAUGAAGGACAAAGUGAUAUUGACCAAGCUAAUGUGACGGCGGCCGCAGUUGUAUUGACACAUUUUUGUAAACAGAACCUUUUUAAAAAGCCCCAGAAAGCGGCACCGAUUUCCACAACGAACACGUCUUUGAAAACAGAAUGCAAACACACCGCCAUCAUCAUCGAUAAGGUGCUCGCUCCGAUUUAGCAUUUUCCAUCACUCUACUCGGUCAUGGCUGAUGAUUUUGGUCGGUGCUUAUAUCACGGGAGUACUGCAGAAUCAUACCACUGUAACAACUACAGUAGUGCCUUGAUAUUUCAUAUAUUGAGAUACUAACAGAAACGACUGUCUUUACCACUAUAGAAAACCAACCAGAAGAUGUCAUUGUUGUGGCGUGCUAUGUUAGUGUUCGAUAUAUGCUUUCAUGUACGGACAAUUGUUACCUCCUUGUGUCAGCCACGUCCUGAUUGCUUAUGCGGCUGCUGCACCUCAUAGCCUGAAUACCAACAGAGUGUGAGCUGGUGGUUCUGCCCUUGGCAUAAACACGUGAUCUGAAGUGCGGGGAGACGCUUCUGCUCCAGAACUCUGGGCUUCUCUUUGUCUAAAACGGUCCUUGAAGGUUUUAGAAACUGUUGUAAAUGCAUGAAAACAUUUAUUUAAAAGAUCCUACUGUAAAAGAAAGAAAAUAAUAUCAAACACAGCUAAAAACCUGAAGCUCUUAUCUUUCCUCUGGCUUUGACCACUGCCCUUUAAAAAUAUUUUUUUUCUUUCUGGAAUGCAGUUUCUCAAAAAUACAAAUACUUUGGUCCAAAAAGGUGUUCCAUUUGAUUUUGAUUUUCCUUUAAGUACAAACUAAAUGAUUACCAAGUGUAUUGUGUACAAAGGAAUACAUAUACGUAACCAAAGAUGCCAAAUAAGACUUUUCUUAAAUGUAUGCAUUAGAAACUACACUAAUUGUAUCCUUUUAUCCAAAAUCUACUCAUGGACACACUACUCUGCCCACAGUAUGUAUAUGCUAGUCAAAGUGAGUUGAUAUAUAUGCUAUUGCAUCGCUCUGCAUUAUAAUACAUUAUUCUUUAACAUCUUUCAGAAAACGACGUAUCCACUGAAGAAAGUUUAGGUUUUCCUCCUUUGAUGCUCAAGUUUCCUCACAAACGAUGAUGUACUCAGCAGUACAGACCUCUGCAGGGCUUCAUUAAUAUCAGUAUCAAUAAACUGAUGAGUCUUAAAACUCUGACAUCUCACUGAGACAUCAUGCUGUAUUAAUAAUCUCUUAUUUUGUUUGUUUAUGAUCCAUUUUUCAUGCCCAUAACUGAUGGGAAUGAAUAACAAUGGAACUGUUUUAUCUGCUGCUGAAACCUUUACAGUUUUCCAUUUAGUGAUUACUGCACCACUGAUGGAUGAUGAACAACACAAAUGGUUAAAAUGGUGUGAACCUAAGUUCCAAAGUAAUAGAGGCUUUAGCCCAAAUAAGCGGCUCUUUGGGGCGUGAUUGACUUCAUUUGAGAGGAGAAACGGCGCUCGUGUCUUUAAUGAACAAGACGUUUCUUCAAUUGAGGCGAUCACUAAAUGGAAGUGGUACGCGCUACCAUAAUAAAUUGCUUUUGAAAAUAGAACCGAUUCGUUAAUUGGUUAUCACUAGUUGUGAUCAGUUCUCUGUGUGUGUACAUUAUGGGGGGGAGGAGGCAAAAGACACUUAAUAGUGCAUGAUGUGUGUGAGUGUAGGUUUUUUUUCCUCUUUGUACUCUUUGCACUGGAGGCUUGUGAAGUGUUUACUAUACUUUGAUCCUGUUAAAGGCAAAUCUGUGAAGAGGUCACUUCAUUUAGUAUAAUUGUUUUCCAGCUCUCGGUUCUGUGAUUUUCCUUUAACGUUACAUCACAGCUCUGUGAAGACUUUGUGUUUGACCAAAGGGCAGAACCUCGUCUGACCUCAAGGGAGUCCAAUAUGUUUUAUUUAAUGUAUUUGUGUUUAGAAUAAAAGUGAGUGCGUUUCUCCGC